UUCUGUUCUCGAUUGCAUUCUUGAAUAGUUUUGUAUGGUAUUCAUUUGGGUGAGGUGAUGUGUUUGUAAAACAAAAUUUUAAAUAGUUACAUCAAGCAAAUUUUCUGAGCUACAGUCUGUAUUUAUUGGAAGUAUUGAUACACACAAUUUCUUUGCAACAAUUUGUUUUAUUUGGUAAUAUUGUGUAUUUGACAUGGCUACUAAGAAUUUUAUGGAAGUGAAAUUAAAUUAACAAGGUGUGUUUGGUGCAGUGCAAGAUAAAUUGUAUGCAUUAUGUUUUCCAAGAAAAAGAAGAAGCCACUAAUUUCUCCACCAAGUAAUUUUGAACACCGAGUUCAUACAGGUUUUGAUAAAAGAGAAGGAAAGUUUGUCGGUCUCCCUCUUCAAUGGGCUUCCCUUGUUGGCAAUAAUCAGAUAUUAAAAUCCACAAAUAGGCCAUUGCCAUUAGUUGACCCCUCUGAGAUUACUCCGACCGAAAUAUUAGAUUUGAAGACUAUUGUAAGGGGUGAACAUCGCUCUUCCUCAGUAGCUGCUUUGUCGAGGCCUGUAUCUGCAAACCCUUUAACACAGCCAGUACAGAAUGGGGUUAUUUUGCCGAAAACUUCUAAUGUUGCAAGAUCAAACUCACUCAGGAGUAUGAGCCCACCAAGAAUUAGGAGAGAUCUCCGUAAUCAACCAAACAUUCCUCCAUCAGUGCCUGAAGAGUCGCCUCCUGUUCCUCCAGCUCCUCAACAGUAUCCUACUCUAAGACGGGAACAAAGUAAUUAUGCUUUGAACAAGCCUGUGUCUGAUUCGCCUGUUGAGUGGUCUCACUCUCAUGAAGCUACAGUGAGACCAGUGACAGAAAUAAAUGACAAUCAACUGGCAGCUAUGACAUACCAAAAUAUACAGAACGCUAAUGUACCAUAUCAACACAAUCACCCUCAACCCCAAAUGGUUCAAGGCUUGCAGCAUGGUAUGAAUGGAAAUAACAAUGUUGGUGACUCAUAUCCAAAUACAGUACGACACCAACAGCCAGGACCUUUAGUCACACCUCACGUACCCAUCACUGAAUCCAAGCAUGAAUUGCGUUUGACGCAUGAACAGUUCCGAGCCGCUCUCCGCCUCGUGGUGAGUGAAGGCGAUCCUCGUGAGACGCUGACCGGCUUCAGUAAAAUCGGAAACGGUAGCACGGGAGUAGUCUGCGCCGCUACCGACACGAGGACACGACGAAGAGUUGCAGUCAAGAUGAUGAACCUUAAGAACCAGCAUCGUAGAGAACUUCUGUUCAAUGAAGUUGUGAUUAUGCGAGAUUAUCCACAUCCGAACAUAGUAGAGACGCAUGCGUCUUACUUAGUGGGGGAUGAACUAUGGGUAGUUAUGGAAUACAUGGCUGGGGCCUCCCUUACACAAAUAGUAACCCACGCAAGGAUGGAUCCGGAGCAGAUAGCCACAGUCUGCAAACAGUGCUUAAAGGCAUUGGCAUUUUUGCAUAGUCAAGGUGUCAUUCACAGGGAUAUCAAAUCGGAUUCAAUACUCAUGACAGAAGAUGGACGUGUCAAAUUGUCUGACUUUGGCUUCUGUGCUCAAGUAUCACAGGAAUUACCAAAACGUAAAUCCUUAGUCGGGACGCCAUACUGGAUGUCUCCGGAGGUGGUACUCCGAUUGCCUUAUGGCCCCGAAGUUGACAUUUGGUCUCUGGGGAUAAUGCUUAUAGAAAUGGUCGACGGUGAACCACCAUUCUUUAACGAACCACCGCUACAGGCCAUGCGGCGCAUCCGCGACAUGCCGCCGCCGCGGCCGCGCGGCGUGGCGCGCUGCCCGGCCGACCUGCUGUCGUUCAUGGAGUGCGCGCUGGUGCGCGACCCGGCGCAGCGCCACUCGGCGGCGCGCCUGCUGCAGCACCCCUUCCUGCGCCGCGCCGGCCCGCCCGCGCUGCUCGUGCCGCUCAUGCCGCGCCCCGAGUGAACGGGUACACUACAACGAUACAGAAAAUGACAAGUUUAUAAUCAUUACCUCGAAAUUAAUACGAAGAAUCCUAAAAUUUUAAAAAAAAUGAAAGGAGUAUUCUUUUUCAGAUUAUAUGGAAGUAACUAUAUUUUUAAAAUAGUUGCAUGGUAUUUAAUUUCGUUUCAAAAGUAAUAGACAAAGGUAAAUACGCCAUGUUUACUGCCCCAGUGACAAUCAUUCCACCUCUUAGCACUAUAAUACCUAAUAUUUCACACUUUUGGGUGAUUAAUAUUAUCGCUAGUGUAACUUAUUGCCCUUAAUGUUAGUGAUAAUCAUAUCUUUCCACCCCGUCCACUAUUACCUAUUUUGUAUACAUUAUAGUACAAUGCAUACAAAUUAUAUUAACAAAAAAAAAUCAAUAUACACUUUUAACUUGUAAUUAUAAAAUUAAUUAUUUAAUCCUAUUGUAUGUAUGAUAUUGUAUGUAUGAUAUGAUGAUCGUAGAAUGGUGAUUGAAUCAGUGCUUAAAUAAAAUAUAUUAUGACAGUAUUAUAUCCAAUUAAAAUUGGCUAAAUUGAUUUUGUACUUAUGUGAAAUUUAUUAUUAUUAUUAUUUCUAAUGUUAAAUCUUAUGAAUUGAUAAUUAAAACAUUUUAAAAUGGUGUACGUGGGUUAAAUAUUAUUAUCAAUUGUAGUGCAAAUAUUUAAAAUUAUGUUGUUGUAAUGUAAGUAUAUUAAUCGUUUUUGUUUCAAUUAAACAUUCCAAGAUAUUUGACACAGACUGAAAAUUGUAUAGACAAUUAUUAUUGUGUGUGUACCAUUGCAUUAUUACUUCAAUCUACUAAAUGCCAUAUAAUAUGUUAAAUGUUCUUAAUAUGAUAUUAAGAGAGAACCUGUGUGAAAAUGAGAGCCUAGUGUGACUUUUUUAUUUAAAAAAAAAAAGUUUCGAGUGAUCACAGUGAUCACAAAACUACUUGUACUUCUACUACUACCACAUAAAUUAAUGACAAAUAAGUCAUAUUACAAAUAACACUCAUGUUCUUUGUAACUUUACUUUAGGAUAAAGUUUUACCGCAUAUAAUGUGUCCUGAGUUUGUGUUAGUUCGUCUCAUCAUACAACUCGUCUUAUAUAUGUGACUUACUAUACUGUCUUGUGACAAAAACAAUGUUAUAUAUAAAUAGAUAUAUCUUAUCUUUUACUUUUAUAAUAUUUUGAUAAAUAAGAACUGUCAUAUGAAAUAAUAUGACAGUAUUUAUAUAAUUAAACUGUCAUAUGAAAAUUCAUUAAUGUCUACUCUUACUCCAGAAUAAUAAUAAUUAUAAUAAGUAAAUAAUAAUCCAGUUUCGAAUUGAUUAAUUCCGAAUCAAUCAGUUAAUUUUAAUGUUGUCUCUAUUUCACACACGGCAUAACAUAUGCGGUCAGAAUUUUAACAAAUAUACAAUGAAGAUGCAUUCUAAGUUCUUUUUAAUUAAAUAAAGAAAUGUUAAAGUAGGCAGCUAGAUGUAGAAAUUAUUAAUUUAUUAGUACUUAAAUGUGGCAUACUUAUUAUUCAACCUCAAUCCGCCUUACUUUUUAUAUACAAAUCAAUAAAAUGUCAAUGUAUUUAUUAAAAAAAAAAACACUGUUCAAUCGUAACAAAUCAAUAUUAGAAUAAAAAAAAAACUUUUUGGAUAUUCUAUACCUUACCAGUACCUCAGUGCCGACAAGAA
Molecule: messenger RNA, 3638 nt
Organism: Nymphalis io (European peacock)
Lineage: Eukaryota; Metazoa; Arthropoda; Insecta; Lepidoptera; Nymphalidae
Gene: mbt
Product: serine/threonine-protein kinase PAK mbt
Exons: 10
Coding region: 274-1947 (557 amino acids)
Biological process (GO): intracellular signal transduction; regulation of MAPK cascade; protein phosphorylation
Cellular component (GO): cytoplasm
Molecular function (GO): protein serine/threonine kinase activity; ATP binding
Source: RefSeq, a predicted model, not a curated record